Molecule: messenger RNA, 2766 nt
Organism: Penicillium antarcticum
Lineage: Eukaryota; Fungi; Ascomycota; Eurotiomycetes; Eurotiales; Aspergillaceae
Gene: chsA
Product: chitin synthase I
Exons: 5
Coding region: 1-2766 (921 amino acids)
Cellular component (GO): cell septum; cell periphery
Molecular function (GO): chitin synthase activity
Source: RefSeq, a predicted model, not a curated record
AUGGCCUACAAUCGUGUCGGAGAAGAUCCGUUUGGGGAUGAGCACCGCUCGCCCAUGCUAAAUCCUUCCCACGUCACUAGCUACACUAAUCGCACUCCCUCGCCGGCGCGACCGCUGGAUGGCUACCAGCUAUCAGACAACCCAUAUGUCCCCCCGGCACACCUGCCUAUGCCCUCCAGUGAUCGUUUAGCUGAACAACCGACUUAUUCAGUCGAGAACGUUUACAACUCUUAUGGCCACCACGAUGCCUACGAUGCACACCGUCCUUACCCCGGUCAUGAGUACUCAGUGAAUCCCGAAGCCCACCACGAUGCUUACUAUACCCAACCUUAUGAGCCUACGCAGACUCCCCAUGACGAUUAUGACCUUGGCCAGUAUCCAGAGGGAGGCCACACCCCAUUCGAUGAUACACAAGAGCCCAUGCUUCACCCGAACGACAAUCCAUUUGGGCCGGACCCGUACACUGAUGAGUUCAACGAGGAGAUCCAACCAACACCGAGCCCUCAACCCAUCCGCCGCUGGAAGACUGUGAAGGAAGUCCAGCUGUUCAACGGCAACCUCGUGCUUGAUUGCCCUAUUGCUCCGAAAUUGCUCAGUCAAGUUCCGCACGCAGAGCCUCCUGGCCGUGACGAGUUCACGCAUAUGCGAUACUCGGCUGCCACUUGCGACCCUGCUGAUUUCUUCGAGGAACGGUUUACAUUGCGCCAGAAGCUUUUCGCAAAGCCUCGUCAUACUGAGUUGUUUAUUGUUGUGACCAUGUACAACGAAGACGAUUUCCUGUUUGCGCGAACCAUGUCCGGUGUUUUCAAGAACAUUGAUCACAUGUGCUCGCGCACAAGUAGCAAAACCUGGGGCAAGGACGCCUGGAAGAAAAUCGUGGUCUGUGUUAUCAGUGACGGUCGUGCUAAGAUUAACCCACGAACACGCGCUGUUCUAGCGGGUCUGGGUGUGUAUCAGGAUGGAAUUGCCAAGCAGCAGGUCAAUGGCAAGGAUGUCACAGCCCAUAUUUACGAAUACACCACCCAAGUCGGGUUGGAAGUCAAGGGCACCCAGGUGCAUCUCAAGCCUAGAUCGGGACCUCCUGUGCAGAUGAUCUUCUGUUUGAAGGAAAAGAAUCAGAAAAAGAUUAACUCUCACAGAUGGUUCUUCCAAGCCUUUGGUCGCGUCUUGGAUCCCAACAUUUGUGUCCUUCUCGAUGCGGGUACCAAGCCCGGCAGAGACUCCAUCUACCACCUGUGGAAGGCCUUUGAUGUCGAGCCCAUGUGCGGUGGUGCUUGUGGUGAAAUCAAGGUCAUGUUGUCCCAUGGCAAGAAAUUGCUAAACCCUCUGGUCGCCGGUCAAAACUUCGAAUACAAGCUGAGCAACAUUCUUGAUAAGCCGCUGGAGUCUUCCUUCGGUUUCAUUACUGUGUUGCCCGGUGCGUUCUCUGCUUACCGCUUUGUCGCUUUGCAGAACGACAAAAACGGUCAAGGUCCUCUGGAGCGUUAUUUCCUGGGCGAGAAGAUGCACGGUGCCAAUGCCGGUAUCUUCACAGCCAAUAUGUACCUCGCCGAGGAUCGUAUUCUUUGCUUCGAAAUCGUCUCCAAGCGUAAGUGCAGAUGGCUCCUCCAGUACGUCAAGUCCUCAACCGGAGAGACUGAUGUCCCUGAUCGUAUGGCCGAGUUCAUCUUGCAACGUCGUCGUUGGCUAAAUGGUAGUUUCUUCGCUGCCGUCUACGCUAUUGCCCACUUCUACCAAAUUUUCCGCAGUGACCACAGUUUCAUGCGAAAGUUCAUGUUGAUGAUUGAGUUCAUCUACCAAACUAUUGCGAUGAUCUUUGCUUGGUUCGGUAUUGGUAACUUCUUCUUGGUCUUCCACAUCUUGACAACAUACCUCGGAUCCGAUGAUCUACUAGGUACUGCUGGUAAGGUUCUUGGUAUCGUUUUCGAAUGGCUUUACUUGGCAACUCUCGUGACGUGUUUCGUUCUGGCUCUCGGUAAUCGACCUGGUGGAUCAAAUAAGUUCUAUAUGACCAUGGUUUACUUCUGGAUCGUUAUUAUGAUUUAUCUUGCAUUUGCUGCCGUCUUCGUUACUGUGAAAUCUAUUCAGACAGAGGUUGCGUCGAAUAGCUUCACUGUUUCAGAGCUGUUUACGAACAAGACGUUCUUUUCGAUUAUCGUUUCACUUGGGUCAACCUAUGUGAUGUGGUUCAUCGCGUCCUUCAUUUUCCUGGACCCGUGGCACAUGUUCACCAGUUUCAUCCAAUAUAUCCUACUCACCCCGACCUACAUCAACGUUCUCAACAUCUACGCCUUCUGUAACACCCACGACAUCACCUGGGGUACAAAGGGAGACGACAAGGCCGAGAAAUUGCCCUCAGCCCACCUCAAGCCCGGCGGCAAGGUCGACGUCAACAUCCCCCAGGACGACGGUGACUUGAACGCACAAUACGAAGCUGAAGUCGCCAAGUUCGCCAUGAAGCCGCCCAAAGAGGUUCAGGUUAUCUCCGAAGAAGAGAAGCAGGCCGAUUACUACAAGGGUUUCCGUAGUGCUGUUGUCCUUGCCUGGGUGUUCUGCAACUUUGCCCUUGGCGCCGUUGUCUUGAGUGCGGCCGGUCUGGAAACCUUUGAUGACUCAACGAGCUCUAGUGACAGCGAAGAUGCCACCCAGAGUGAGCGUUCCAUGAUUUACAUGGAGGUUGUCUUGUGGAGUGUUGCUGGACUAUCGAUGUUCAAGUUUAUCGGUGCGAUGUGGUAUCUGGUUGUUCGGAUGUUCCGUGGUGUUUGA